This is a messenger RNA of Dujonia railenensis, 1113 nucleotides long. The record is from the annotation of a GenBank genome assembly. Lineage: Eukaryota; Fungi; Ascomycota; Pichiomycetes; Serinales; Debaryomycetaceae.
AUGUCAUCUAAAUCAAGCAUAACAACCUUUGAAGGGCAUAGAAACCUCAGAAUACGUCUUAUCCUAGCCACUUUAGCCGGGAAGCCCAUUAAGAUUGUCAAAAUCAGAUCAGAUGACAUGAACCCAGGGUUGAAGGACUACGAAGUCUCGUUCCUUAGACUUUUAGAAUCUGUAACCAAUGGCUCUCAAAUUGAAAUCUCAUACACUGGUACGACCAUUAUUUAUAGACCUGGUAUCGUCAUAGGGGGAGAACUCACUCAUAACUGCCCACCUUCCAAGCCAGUUGGUUACUUCAUAGAGCCCAUGUUAUACUUGGCACCAUUUUCGAAGAAAAAGUUUUCAAUUGUUUUCAAAGGUCUUACAGCAUUAUCAGGAAAUGAUGCUGGUGUAGAAGCAAUCAAAUGGGGAUUGUUGCCGAUAAUGGAAAAAUUCGGAGUAAGAGAAGUAUCUCUCCACAUAUUGAAAAGAGGAUCUCCUCCAUUAGGUGGGGGUGAAGUUCACCUCUUAUGUAAUUCCUUGAUUGCAAACCCAUUGACUUUACAUGCCACAGAAACUCCCAAAUUCUCUGCCAUAAGAGGUGUGGCAUACUGUACUCGUGUCUCACCUUCAACAGUCAAUAGAAUGAUUGACUCUGCCAGGGAUGUGUUGAGGCCCUCUGGAGUUGAGGUUAAUAUUACAGCAGAUGUUUGGAGAGGUGAAAACUCUGGAAAAUCUCCAGGUUUUGGUGUUACGCUUGUAGCUGAACUGAAAAAGGGCUGGAGAGUGCUUGCAGAGGGCGUUGGCUCUGCGGGUUCGUUGCCUGAAGAAUUGGGAGAGAAGGUUGCCUUACAACUUUUGCAUGAACUCUCCAAUAGUUCUGUUGUAGGUCGUAAUCAAAUCCUUAUGUGUUUGUCUUAUAUGGUGAUUGGAAAAGAAGAUAUUGGAAGAUUGAAGUUGCACAAAUCUCAAAUCGAUGAGAACUUUAUUUGGUGGUUAAGGGAUAUCCGUGCUAUCUUUGGCACUGAAGUAUACCUUAAGGAUUUGGCAGAAGAACCGAUACCUGAAGAUGAAGAGUAUAUGAUGGCUUCCAUCAAGGGUAUUGGUUUCACAAGUGCAUCUAAGAAAAUUGUAUAA